UGGUGUAUUCGCCGGAAAUUGUUUAUGACUGAUUUCAACAAUUGUUAUCAAAAAUGUGAAGAUUGUGAUCUUAUAUUUUGUACAUAACGACUUUAAAACACUAACGGUUUAGUAUAUUAUAGAACAAUUGCCUUGUCAUGUCUAAACGUCUUGAAAAACACGAGCUUCAUUAAAGAGUCAUUCAUUUUCGAGAUUUUAAGAAAAUUUUGAAGAUCUACAGUAAAGAUGGGUUUAGGAGAUAUGAUUAUGUCCUUAAAAGACAACCCCUAUUUCGGGGCUGGUUUUGGACUGUUUGGCAUAGGUAUGGCUGCAGCAGUAGGUCGUAAAUCAUUGCAAUUUGGAAUGAUAGCAUUCAGAAGACACUGUAUGAUAACGCUGGAUGUACCUAGCAAAGACAAGAGUUAUCAGUGGCUGCUACAGUGGAUUUCAGAAAGAGGGACCAAAACUCAACACCUCAGUGUUGAAACCUCUUUCCAUCAGUCUGAUGCUGGAAGAGUGUCCACGAAAUAUGACUUCAUACCCAGUCCUGGAAGCCAUUUCUUCUUUUACAAAAAUCACUGGAUCAAAGUUGAAAGGACUCGCGAAAAACAGAUGAUAGACUUUAACAAAGCAGCGCCUUUUGAAACUGUGACUUUGACAGCCUUCGGCAGAAAUAGGUCAAUAUACUUUAACAUAUUAGAGGAGGCAAGACAAAUGGCUCUUCAAAGACAAGAAGGUAGGACUAUAAUGUACACAGCUUUAGGAGCAGAAUGGAGGCCGUUCGGUUACCCGAGAAGAAAAAGGCCUAUUAAUUCUGUUGUAUUAGAUUCAUCGGUUUCGGACAGGAUCUUAGUUGAUAUAAAGGAGUUUAUUGAUAAUCCGAAGUGGUAUAUGGACAGAGGCAUUCCCUACAGAAGAGGAUACUUAUUGUAUGGACCACCGGGAUGUGGAAAGAGUAGCUACAUUAAUGCCUUAGCUGGUGAGCUGGACUACAGUAUCUGUGUGUUGAAUCUGUCGGAGCGAGGACUGACGGAUGACCGCUUGAACCACCUGCUUACUGUCGCACCAGAGCAGAGCAUCAUACUUUUGGAGGACGUCGAUGCAGCCUUUGUCAGUAGGGACGUCAGCAUGGAGAACAGUGUAGCAUACCAGGGAUUGAGUCGUCUUACCCUCUCCGGACUCCUGAACGCCUUGGACGGUGUGGCUUCUGCCGAGGCGAGAAUCAUCUUCAUGACGACAAAUUAUGUGGAAAGGCUAGAUGCAGCAUUAAUCAGACCAGGCAGAGUGGACGUUAAAGAGAAGAUAGAUUAUGCCACAGACAUCCAGUUACAACAAAUGUUUACACGGUUUUAUCCCAAUCAGCUGACGGCACAAGCCAAAUUAUUCUCAGAAAGUGCACGAAAUCUGGGGACAAACAUUAGUCUUGCUCAAGUGCAGGGUCUUUUCCUAAUGUACAAGGCCAAUCCAGAUUUAGCGAUGCAAAACAUUAGCAUGUUGAAGUCUAUGUAACGCGUUGUCAUUUGUGCAGUAAAAAUGUACAUCUAAAUCUAAUUAGAUUAUGGUUGAAUUUGGUAGAAAAGGAUUUGUUGAGUCUUAAUUCAAUACAUUU
This is a messenger RNA of Mya arenaria, 1588 nucleotides long. RefSeq names its product mitochondrial chaperone BCS1-like. The transcript is spliced from 5 exons. The record is from RefSeq and is a predicted model, not a curated record. NCBI's taxonomy places the organism in Eukaryota, Metazoa, Mollusca, Bivalvia, Myida, Myidae. Gene Ontology annotation, molecular function: ATP hydrolysis activity; ATP binding. Gene Ontology annotation, biological process: protein insertion into mitochondrial inner membrane from matrix; mitochondrial respiratory chain complex III assembly. Gene Ontology annotation, cellular component: mitochondrial inner membrane. The coding region runs from base 226 to 1488 and encodes 420 amino acids.